AUGAAGAUCUUUUCGCCCCGGGAUCUGAGUUAUCCCAUCACCGUCAUUGACCUCUUGAAGAAGCGCGACGAUGAGGUGCCGCGGUCGGAGAAGCUGUUCAACUACACGUAUGAAACUCGCGUCACCGAGGGCGACAAAUGGGGAGGCGAGAAGACGAUUAUGAAGAAGUUUAGGCAGACGUUUGAUGCGAGCACCGAGGGCAAGAUUCUACGCUGGUUCAUCAAGCCCGGUGCCGUCAUCGAGCGGUCGGGUAUCCCACUGCUCGAGAUCGAAGAGCCAUGCACGCACGAGACACAGUUUGGCGGCCUCUGCGUCGACUGCGGCAGAGACAUGACGCAGGUCGACUACCUGACCAAGGAGCGCGACGUGGACCGCGCCACUGUCAACAUGGCCCACGACAAUACGGCCCUGCUCGUCAGCCAUAAAGAAGCAGUGGCUGCCGAAGAGGAUGCCAAGAAGCGACUGUUGAGCGCGAGAAAGCUCACGCUGAUUGUCGACUUGGACCAGACCGUCAUCCACACCACGUGUGAGCGGACCAUUGCGGAGUGGCAGGCCGACCCCGAGAACCCGAAUCACGAUGCGGUAAAGGAUGUACAGGGCUUUCAGUUAGCCGAUGACAAUGUUUCAAACGUCGCUGCCAACUGGUACUAUGUAAAGAUGCGCCCGGGUCUGAAGGACUUCUUUGACAGAGUCUCCAAGCUGUACGAAAUGCACGUUUACACCAUGGCUACCCGAGCCUAUGCACAAGCAGUCGCCAAGAUCAUCGACCCCGAGCGCAAGUACUUUGGCGACCGCAUUCUUAGCCGCGACGAAAAUUACACAGACAAGCUGAAGAGUCUGACAAGGCUCUUCUACCAGAACACGGCCAUGUGUGUCAUUAUCGACGACAGAGCCGACGUCUGGCAGUACAGCCCGCACCUCGUUCGCGUGCCUGUCUUCAAUUUUUUCCCGGGCGCGGGAGACAUCAACGCAAGUUUCCUACCCAAGCAGCAGGAGCUGGUCUCGUUUGCCAAAGAUAAAGCGCCUCUGGCGCCAAAGAAGACGCAGCCGGAUGAAGAACCCACUAUUAGUGUCUCCGUUGCAGGCAAACCUGCCGAACCAGCUCCAGCCCCAAUACCACCCGAUGCUACCAAUGGCGACCUGCAACAGCUCAUCUCGUUGGCAGCGACAGAAGAUCUCGAGGAGCAGGCCAAAGAGCAGGAGAAGCUCAUCAUCGCACAACAAACCGAGCGGCCUCUAUUGCAACAGCAACUCAUACAAGACAAGGAAGAUGAGCAGGCAAAAGACCCCGAGAGCCCUGUUCAGGUUGAAAACGGCGACGCACAGCAAGCAGAACAGCCCAAGGUCCGGCACAGCAUCCUCAACGACGACGACAAGGGGCUGGAGAUUAUUGAGCGAAAUCUGCUUCGCGUACAUCGUACAUUCUACGAUGAAUACAGGAAAGCCAAAAAAGUGCCUGCUGGCGGUCGCAUCGCCGAACUCAAAGGUGAAAAGAGUCCCAAGAAACGGUCCAUGGACGAGUUCAUUCCUGACGUCGCUGAAAUCAUGCCACGUAUCAAGGAAGAGGUGCUCGACGGCGCCGUGGUGGUUUUCUCGGGCAUCAUCCCGCUUGGUGUAGACGUUUUAUCAUCGGACUUUGCACUUUGGAUCUCGAGUUUCGGCGCAGAAGUCAACACGAAUGUUACCCGACGAACCACUCACGUCAUCGCGAACCCCGACCGAAAGACGACCAAAGUCAAGAGGGCAGCCCGAUACCCUAAUAUAAAAAUUGUAAAUCCCGAAUGGAUGUUUCAAUGCUGCACUCGAUGGGAGCACGUGGAUGAGACACCAUAUAUAAUCGAAACAGACCCCAAUGAUCGUGGUGGAUCGCCGGGCCCUGACCUGGAAGACGAGAGUGUCAAUGGCACAGGCGAUGAAGAGACGGAGGUGCCGCACUCUCCGAUAGUUGAAAUGUCCGAGGAGGUAUGGGCUGCGGUGGAUGAUGAGCUAGCCGAGUUUAUGGACGAGUCAGAUACAGACGCCGGUAAUUCAACAGAGGUCAGCGAGGCGGAGGAGAGUGAUAGCAGCGUCAACAGCACAUCACGGCUACAGCGGCGGAAGAAGCGCACAAUGGAGAGGGUGACAUCACUCACCAAUGUUGUCACUGCGGAGAAGUCAUCUGGCCUCCCUAGUCCAGAGACUACCGGGCCGGAAGAGGAGCAGGGAGAGGAUGAGGAGAAGGCGCCCGAAGCAAAUGGUGUUGCGCCCGACCUACAAGAAGAGGACGAUGAGGCGCUUGAGGCAGAGCUGUUGGCGGGCUUUGACGACAGCGAUGAAGAGGAGUAGUACUCUUUUUACGCAUUUCCAACCGAAAGUGACUUAUGAGAACUUUGUAUAACGCAUCGUCUCACCUGCAUAGCGAGGUGUUUGGAAUUUGGGGCGUUUGACAUGUUGGGCAUUUUGUCUUUGGGAUACCUUAUUUAUUCAGGGCUCCAGUUUGUAGAGCCCCAACAACGAGCAGCGGCUUUCGCUCGUGCAAAUGACAUGUCUGAUAACGUUUUUA
This is a messenger RNA of Pyrenophora tritici-repentis Pt-1C-BFP, 2542 nucleotides long. The record is from RefSeq and is a predicted model, not a curated record. Lineage: Eukaryota; Fungi; Ascomycota; Dothideomycetes; Pleosporales; Pleosporaceae.